This is a messenger RNA of Mesorhabditis spiculigera, 1122 nucleotides long. The record is from the annotation of a GenBank genome assembly. NCBI's taxonomy places the organism in Eukaryota, Metazoa, Nematoda, Chromadorea, Rhabditida, Rhabditidae.
AUGCUCGGCUUCAGCGUCUUGCUCGUGUGUUUAGCCGCUAUAAUCGGUUGGUCGGCUGCUGCGAAGGCGGGCGCCACGCCGAGAUGCGCCAACGACACCGAGGUGAUCGACUAUAUCCUCUACGACACGUCUUUACACUACAAUCAAUAUAAAAUCCCUGCCAUUCCUGUUGACGUGCGGGUGGAGAUGUGGGUCCAGGAAAUCACGUCCGUAUCGGAAAUGACGCAGGAUUUCCAGAUUGACGUUUACAUGAACGAGUUUUGGCAAGAUCCGGGGCUCGUCUACGAUCACCUGAAUCCCUGUCAUCGAAAUAUUUCCUUCGACUAUACGAUGCUGGAGACGAUCUGGACACCGAACACAUGCUUCGUCAAUUCGAAGACUGCCCAAAUUCACAAGUCGCCGUUCGUCAACAUUUUUCUAAUGGUUUUCCCCAAUGGCUCUAUCUGGUCAAAUUGGCGAAUCAAAACGACGGGACCGUGCGAGAUGGAUCUCUCAAAAUUUCCGAUGGACUCGAUCGAUUGCAACCUCGUCUUUGAGAGCUUCAACUAUAACAAUAAGGAGGUCCGAAUGCGAUGGACCGACGUUCAAAUCGAUAUCUUCAAAGCAAUCGAAUUGCCCGAUUUCUCGAUGGUCCACUACUACGUCAACAACUCGGCGAAGCAAUAUGCGGCCGGAAGUUGGGACGAGCUGUCGGUGAAGUUCCUGUUCCGGCGCCGCUAUGGGUGGUAUUUGUUGCAAGGCUAUAUUCCUACCUACAUGACAACGUUUAUUUCGUGGAUACCGUUUUAUCUCGGGCCCCGGGCCAUCCCAGCUAGGACCAUGAUCGGAGCGAUUGACGUCUGGAUGAUGGGCGGCAUCUUUUUUGUGUUUGCCUCGCUGGUGGAGCUGGCGUUGAUUGGGUUCAGCAUGCGAAAGGAGGACAAGCCGGCGCAAACAAAACGGCCGACGCGGCGCUGGAACUUAUCAGGAGGCAGCACAGAGCCCGCCCCUCCGACCCCACGACUGAAAAGGGGGGAAACGAUGGACCUGUACGCGAGGAUACUGUUUCCAUGUGCGUACUCGUUCUACAAUUUUGUCUACUGGGGCAUUUACAUGCGAUCAGCACUUCAGAACGCGACCGUA